UCUUAUUUUUCUGUCUAUCCAAACAGGGAGCAGAGAAAAGGAAUGAGUACGAGAUUCUCUUGUGGUGGUUGCUCAGUGAAGUGCAAUCACUUUGUAUUCCAGCGUCUUCCAAUGCGCUUCAACUUUUCACCAUCGCCUUCAUCCAUGAAGCGCUUUUCCGCUCCUCCCAUUUGCAGUGUUUCGCCUCCACCUAAAGUAACUGACACUCCGCAACGUGUUGGCUUUUUGGGCAUCGGAAUCAUGGGUUCCCCAAUGGCCCAUAAUCUCUUGAAAGCUGGAAUUGAUCUAACUGUUUGGAAUAGAACCAAGAGCAAGUGUGAUCCUCUAAUCAGCUUGGGAGCAAAAUAUAAACCAUCUCCUCAGGAAGUAGCUGCAUCUUGCGAUGUCACAUUUGCCAUGCUUGCUGAUCCUCAAAGUGCAGUCGAUGUUGCUUGUGGGAAGCAUGGAGCUGCAAAUGGAAUGGGUCCAGGAAAAGGAUACGUGGAUGUUUCGACUGUUGAUGGGGACACUUCUAAGUUGAUUAGUGGGCACAUAAAAUCCUCUGGAGCGUUAUUUUUGGAGGCUCCAGUUUCAGGUUCCAAAAAGCCAGCAGAAGAUGGGGAAUUGAUAUUUCUCACAGCAGGCGACAGAAAUCUUUAUGACUCAGUUGCUUCUCUCUUGGACAUCAUGGGGAAAUCUAAAUAUUACCUUGGUGAUGUCGGAAAUGGUGCUGCGAUGAAACUCGUUGUCAAUAUGAUCAUGGGCAGUAUGAUGGCAUCCUUUUCUGAAGGCUUACUUCUCAGCAAGAAAGUUGGGCUUGAUCCAGAUGUGCUAGUGAAGGUAGUUUCACAGGGUGCCAUUAGUGCUCCAAUGUACUCAACCAAAGGCCCAUCCAUGAUACAAUCGCUUUACCCAACUGCAUUCCCCCUAAAGCAUCAGCAGAAGGAUCUAAGACUUGCCCUGGGGCUAGCUGAGUCUGUUUCCCAACCUACUCCCAUUGCCGCAGCUGCUAAUGAGUUGUAUAAAGUUGCAAAAUCCCAUGGCCUUGGUGAUCAGGACUUUUCAGCCGUCAUAGAAGCACUAAAGUCCAAUUUUCAAAAUUCAGAUAACCAGUGACAUUCUUAUGAGAUACAAAUUCAAGCUCAAAAGUGAAAACUAUAACCAGCUAGGUGACUUGAAUCAAAUGUAGACAUUCAGUGUGAGGCUAGCUGAUUUAAAUGCUUUCUCCCAAAUGUAUACUCUGCCCUAGUUUAGGGUUUGUAAACAUUGUUUUUUUUUUUUUCAUAUCUCUUCAAUCUCAAUUCUCUUUUUUUUC
Molecule: messenger RNA, 1294 nt
Organism: Abrus precatorius (Indian licorice)
Lineage: Eukaryota; Viridiplantae; Streptophyta; Magnoliopsida; Fabales; Fabaceae
Product: glyoxylate/succinic semialdehyde reductase 2, chloroplastic
Exons: 12
Coding region: 43-1095 (350 amino acids)
Cellular component (GO): chloroplast
Molecular function (GO): NAD binding; glyoxylate reductase (NADPH) activity; NADP binding
Source: RefSeq, a predicted model, not a curated record